UGGCUGUGAAUCACAUCCAGGAAAACUUAGAUGACUUUAGGUUUUAUUUGUAUGGAGAAAAUGGAUUACCCAUGACUGACACAGAAACUACCAGGUAUCUAAAUAAUUUAAGACAAUUAGGAACAUUUGCUGGGCAGGAAUCCAUACUAGCUUUAUCAAGAGUGUUAAAUUUGAACAUACUUGUAACUAUAGGAGGGGAUUCUCAAAAUCCAGUGGUUAAUACUUUAGAACACAAUUUUCACAACUCAGGUAAUAUUAUUCAUUUGGUUUGGACACGGGCUGGGGGUGGGCAUUAUGAAUCAGUAAUAGAAAAUCCAGCAUUAAAGGAACACACAGCUCCAACUGGGUCAUCGCAAAACACUGCCAGUGUUUCAGACAAUAAUACGGGUAAAAGCAGUUACAAUUGGAGAUCUGAUGCCAAAACUUGCAAACCUUUUAGUUUAGAUGUGCUGGAAGAUAUUAAAAGCCACAAAGUACAGAAUCAAAAUACUGAACAUUCAUAUGGUAGAGAGUAUGUUGACAAAGGUGAUAGUUCAAGGUCUCAGACAAAAUGCCCUAGGUGCAAUAGAAGUUUUUACAACAAAGCAACUAUGAUGCGUCACCAAAAGUUGGCUCAUGAGAAAGAAAAUGGCCAAAAAAUAUUGUGUUCUAUAUCCACAUGUGCUUUGAAGUUUCAUAAUGUGGAUACAUUAGUUGAUCACCUUCGAAAUUUUCAUGGAGCAUGUAUAGAUGUUGAAAGUCUAACUUUUGAAAGUAUUGAUUUAUUUGAACAGUUUAAAGAGCAGGAGAGUAUUAAAAUACACAGCAGAUAUGUAAAGCAGCGGAAAAAUAAAGUAAACAAAGAUGGCAGUCAGUCCUAUACUCUUGUGUGUCACAGGGAUGGGGUCAAACGUAUUCACUUAAAAAAGGGUAAAAGUUAUUUAGGAAAACGCAAAGAAAAUAUCAAAGGGUCUUGCAAAAUUCAGAAAUUGUGUCCUUCGAGGAUGUCGGUUAAAGUUAAGUCAGAUGGAUCUGUUCAGGUAAAGUAUAUCAAAUCGCAUACACACUCAUUGUCCUUUGAAGAAAGCAAAUUUUUGCCUUUACCAGAUUCUGUCAAGUCCGAGAUUUGUACAAUGUUAGCCCUGAAAAUACCAAUAAACACUAUACUUGACAGAAUACGAGAAAAUGUAGGUGAACGCAACGAACGUGACGACUUAAGUAAAUUAAAAUACUAUCAUUUGUUGGAUAGGAAAACUAUUCACAAUUUAAAGAAAACUAUUGUUGACUCAUCUGUAAUGAGACAUUCUGACGAUGCAACUUCAACCUUUUUGAAAGUUAAUGAAUUAAGAAAUGAAAUUUACAAUCCAGUAUUAGUGUACAAACAGCAGAACAUUGACGAUCCAUUGACAGGUCUACAGAAGGAAGAUUUUAUGCUUGCAAUAAUGACUAAACAACAGCUUGCAAUGUUUAAAAAAUUUGCUUCACUUAUACUUUGUAUGGAUUCAACCCACAAGACAAAUGUUUAUUCUUUUAAAUUGAUAACUCUCUUGGUUUUAGAUGAAUUUAGGCAUGGUUAUCCUGUGGCAUUUUGUGUUAGCAAUAGAGAGAGUGAGGAUGUAAUCUCUGUCUUUUUGAACUCAGUCAAAAUGAAAUCUCCUAAUACUAAAGUUAAUAUACUGAUGACAGAUGACGACAAUUCAGGAAUUGUUGAGAAAACUUCAGGAAUCUAA
Magallana angulata is the source of this 1709-nucleotide messenger RNA. RefSeq lists its product as uncharacterized. The coding region runs from base 72 to 1709 and encodes 545 amino acids. The transcript has 2 exons. Lineage: Eukaryota; Metazoa; Mollusca; Bivalvia; Ostreida; Ostreidae. The record is from RefSeq and is a predicted model, not a curated record.